Molecule: messenger RNA, 2875 nt
Organism: Platichthys flesus (European flounder)
Lineage: Eukaryota; Metazoa; Chordata; Actinopteri; Pleuronectiformes; Pleuronectidae
Product: N-acetyllactosaminide alpha-1,3-galactosyltransferase-like
Exons: 6
Coding region: 205-1224 (339 amino acids)
Biological process (GO): carbohydrate metabolic process
Cellular component (GO): Golgi apparatus; vesicle; membrane
Molecular function (GO): hexosyltransferase activity
Source: RefSeq, a predicted model, not a curated record
AGAGGAAUUUGUUAAGGAGCCACUCCCUUUUCCUCGGGGUUUACUCCGACUGAAGACCGUCGACGUUCGUUCCCCUGAGGAUCAUUUGCAUCGUUUAUUCGUUGACCUGCGGAUCGGAGUUCGUUCAGCCUCAGCUGCCUCCACUUAAUAACUUGGCAAUAGGGAGAUUGGUCGACCGAAGUUGGAUGCCUAUGUUUUUCAAGAAUGGGAUUUUCCCAGAGGUUAAAGGCUUUUUGGAAAUGCUUGCUUUGCUUUCCAGUGUUGAUGUCUCUUCUGUACUUCAGUUCUCCGUCUUUGAGAGCUUUAGUGAUCUUUGCCCAUUUGCCUAUGGAGAGAUGUAACCUGGAGAGUGCUCAGGCUCUGCUUCGGGACAACAGCGUGGACGCUGGGCUCGACCUCGUGACGAGAAGUGACGUGCAAACAUGCACAUAUUGGAGCGCUCCCGUCAUCUGGGAGGGCAUGUUUGACCCUGUCCUUUACGACUCGAUGCACACUGAGGCGGGCUCCUCCGUGGCGCUGACAGUGUUUGCUGUCGGCAGGUACCUGGAUGCUUACCUCCCCGCCUUCCUGAACUCAUCAGAACGUCACUUCAUGCUGGGUUUGCCAGUGACGUACUACGUGUUCACAGACACGCCGGAAAAGGUGGCCGCCAUGCAGCUCCCCCCUCUGCGGAGCCUGAAGGUGAUCAGAGUGGAGAAGCACUCGAGGUGGCAGGACAUCUCUAUGAUGCGAAUGAAGAUCAUAUCGGACGUCAUAGAGACCGAUAUUCGCCAUCGCUGCACCCACGUCUUCUGCUUCGACGUGGAUCAGGUGUUCACCGGGAGAUUUGGCUCGGAGGCUCUGGGAAAUUCUGUGGCUCUACUCCACGCGUACUACUACCGCCUCCCGAAGAGCAUGUACACCUACGACCGCAACCCAAGGUCCAAAGCCUACAUGAAGACGGGGGAUUUCUACUACCACGCUGCCAUCUUCGGAGGCCUGUGUGAAAGCGUGAAAGCAAUAGCUGACGCCUGCUACCAGAGCAUCAUGGAGGACAAAGAGAAUAAUGUGGAGGCCCUGUGGCACGACGAGAGUCACCUGAACAAGUACUUGUGGCGUCACAAGCCGAGCAGGGUGCUGUCCCCUGAGUACUGCUGGGACCCGCUCAUCGGCAACGACAGCGACAUAAGAGUCACGCGACUGGAGUGGGCGCCAAAACGGUACAAGAACCUCCGCAGUGCUUAGUGCGUGUCCAACACUCAAAUACAAAAUCCAGUAUCCUUCUCACGGAUAUUUGAUAAAAACACUGUGUUUCUCCUCUGCUCUCACGUGAGGAAUCUGCCAACAACUGGGUUUCCUGUUGAGUUACAAUCUCCCAUUGAACGCCUGCCUUUUCAGAGAAUCAUGUUGUUUUCUCAAGACUCAAGUCAAGUCAGUGUUGGAACAAAAUAUUUUUGAUUAGUUAAUAUAUUAAACCGUGUUGAAAAUGGUAGAAGUCAUAUUUGGAAAGUUAAAGAUAAGAGACAAAUUUAUCUCGUACAGAAUUACUUAGCGUAUAUCUUUUUGCUUUGUAAUUUAUAUUUUAUUUUUUAGAUGUUUGACAUUAGAUAUAAGUUGAUGACGUUUAUGAGCUUCGUUUCUGACACAGAAACGAGACAUAUUUAAUUUACCCCCACUCUAUAUAAAGAUGUACUGCUUCCCAAAAGUGAAGUCAAAGUGUCUCGGUUCGCCCCCUGGUGGCUGGCUGCACCCACACUCCUCCAUGUGAGCAGAAUGGACUUGGAAGUAAAUGUCAAUUAAAGGACUUAUGUCAUUUACAGUAAUUAUCUUCACAUGGAAGUACGUCUUAGUGUACAUUUCUGGUAAGAUUAUUUUACUAUUUGAUGGAUUGAUUUUUUUUUUCUGGGGCCCUCAAACGCCCCUGUCAAGCUCCCGAAUAUUGAUUUGUCCGAACCACGCUUCACUUUCUUACUUAGGAGAACUAUUUGUUGCUCUUUGUAUGUGUAACCGCACUAUUGACCUCCAUAUCAUUUCAAUAUGUAAUUCUGAAAUUCAGACAAAUGUGUAGCCUGCGGGAAGUCAGUGAGUGUUCCGAUAUUUUGCAUUCAAGUUGCCCAACUUAAAGGAUUUGUCGGGGAGGCCUUACCCGGACGUUAAUCAGAUAUAAUAGCAUUUAUCUUUUAGCCACAGUCAGGACACUGGCAUCUUUUAAUUCUCAUGAGUAUGCUUACGAAGUCGAUUGCUGGAGAGAUGAAACUAUUCUUUUGUGCGUUUUAUUGACACAGAACACAAGCGGAGUUAUAUGAGUUAUUUUGAGUUAUGCAAUAAGUCAUAUCAUAUAUCAAAUCACAUCAUUAAGCCAAGUAGUGCUGUAAACACGUUUGUGCAUUUCUAAGGUCAUCGUCAAUUCUUGUAAAUGUUGCAUUUUAAUAUUGAGUGUUUAUGAUUGUUUGGACAAAGGGGUUAAAUGUUUAACUGUCACUGAAAAGAAGCUGUAAAACAGUUGAUUCAUCUGCAGGAAGCAGCUCAGACUGGAUUUUUCUUCAAACUGUUACUGGAUUGAUAAGAUGUUGCAGCCAAUGCAUUUCAGGAAUCGGUGGUUUAAACUGAGCAAGAGGCUGUAAACGGUGAAUGGAUUGUGUUUUUUUAACUUUCCUAUACUUAACAACCAUUACCUAAAAUGACUGUUCACUACAUACCCACUGUUUCAAGCCGUAUUUCCAAAGUGACUUCAAAAAAUUGUUUUAUUUAAUGUUUUUUAUUAUAAAUAGUUCAAUUUUUAAUUAAAUGUAUUAUAAAUAUGACGAACAUUAACUCUCUAAAGAAGAGCUGUCAGUGAAGGUUCAGUUCGAGAAAUUGUUGUGCUGAGAGUAAAUUAAAUUAAGCUGAAAAGGAA